AUGAAGGGGUGGUUCGAUGCUUUUCGUGAGGAAGGCGGGCCGACUCUGUACGCGUACCACAACCGCACGGCGGUAGCAGCCGACGUACCGGCGCUAGCGUUACUUGUCGCUGCGCUCACACUAUACGUCGCCUUCCUCGCUGUGUUCCCCGGCAUCAGGAAAGAGAGAUUCUCCACGUUUACCAUAGUCACACUCAGCCUCUUCGUCGGCACCGUAAUACUAGUGUGUAAGCACGGGUCGUCAUGGCACGUGGCGGGGGCGCGCGUGGCUCGCGCCGCUUAUCGCGCCUUCUCGGCCGAGCGUCUCGAUUGUUGGUUAGCAGUGCACGUCGGCCUAAACCACGUCAACGUCACGCUUACUGCCCUGUCUUGGGGCAACGCCAGUGUCGGUGACCCUGGGGUGGAUUAUAAUGAACAGUUUCGAUGGGAAGAAGCGGGGGCCAUUCAGGAAUUUUACCGAGAGGCUUUGUCGCGCGGUCUACCUUUUCCUGUGCUCUCAGUCGCAGAACACUUUGCUGUACAGCAUGAGGGAUUCGAAUGGGGAGCAAAAUAUCGCGCCGCUGGGUAUACGACUUCGACGCUAUUAUGGACGGCGCUGGCCCUGUGGUUGUUGAUGAACCUUCUACUCGUGGUAGUGCCUCGCUAUGGUGCAUACGCUAUGGCAACGUUAGGCGUGACGUUGUGUGCAGCUGCGGGAGGCUACUGGGCAUCGCUGCCUCAUGUACCUCUCGUUGUGAGACUUGACGGUGCUAUGCUGUUCUUCUCCCUAGGAUGGUGUUUCUGGCUUGUUUUAAUUGCAGGCUGUGUCUGCGUAACGGUGGGUCUAGUGAUCGCAAUACUAGACCUCGUCUGGCCGCAUAGGUUCUCCACUGUCCUGGAGGUGGACUACGAUACUCCAUAUGAUCGCCACGUGCUUAUUGUCGACAGUCGGCAGCGAGCACGACCACAAACACAAGCCUCGUUACCAACGAGAAUACUUAGGAGACUGUCAUCAAAAACACGUGACACAGAAGGGCAAGUGUCGGUGUCGGUAGUAAAUGAAAGAGGGCGGGACAACCCCGCCUAUCAGCAUGAGCAGAGAAAACCCAACUCACCGUGGAGGUAUCCCCUCUUUAGGAGACAGAUUGACAGAGCCGACUCGGCGUCAAGUCUAGGAUCAAGUAUAAACGGUAACAGUUCCGGCAUUAGGAUGUCGCCACUGGCAACGAGUGGCGUCACAGCUGCGCCUCCUCCCUCAAUCCCUCCUCAUAGGUACCGCCCACAAAUACCGGCAGCCGAGCGGGUAAAAGACAUGUGGUGA
This is a messenger RNA of Arctia plantaginis, 1299 nucleotides long. The record is from the annotation of a GenBank genome assembly. NCBI's taxonomy places the organism in Eukaryota, Metazoa, Arthropoda, Insecta, Lepidoptera, Erebidae.